AUGACUGUUUCAUUCGAAGAAGUCUCCGACAAUUCCUACCUGAUCGCUGUGAUCUUCUGUGUCUCCUGUAACAUUUUGCUCCUUUACCUUGUCUACACUAAAAGCCCAAAACACGUGGGAACUUACAAGUACCUGAUGACCUUCUUCGCGUUGAAUGGAAUCUUGCACUCUGUCUUUGAUUUUAUUACAAAACCGAUUUUCCUAAUGUUGGAUGGAAAUGAAAAACACGGCAGUAUUCUGGUGUAUUUUGUGUUGAAUAAGAGAUUUCCGUCCAAAUGGUGGGCAGUGCUGGCCUCUGAAAUCUAUGGCUUCUUCUUGGCUGUGAUUUUUGCGGUCCACUUCAUUUUCCGGUAUUGGACAAUUACCAAAAAUGACAAAAUCCGUUUUUUCAACUUUCCAUACUUCAUCUGCUGGAUAAUCGGGAGCUACUAUUUUGGAGUAGAAUACUCCUAUAUUCUCCACGUAGAGUUCUCAGAGAGACCCGACAAAACUGAAUUUAUCCGUCAAAAAAUGUCGGAAGACUUUGGGCACACAAUGGACGAGAUCACCUAUAUGGCCGCCAGAUUUGUGAAAUAUUCCGAAGAAGCGGGGGCGUUAACUAUUGAUUGGCGCCAAGUUGGAUUCUAUUUUGCAGCCACGAAAACUAUGAUUUUGAGCUUUAUUAUAUUGAUUUAUUGCGGAAUUGCUAUCACUAAAACUAUACGGAAGGACCUGAAAAGUUUAAGAUCCAAGGAACGGCUGAGGCUUGAGCUUAAUCUGUUUUUGGCGCUUAUUGUGCAGACAGUAAUCCCCGUUCUCAUGAUCUACUGCCCGUUCCUUCUCAUGUGGAAUUUCCCCGUUUUCCUCGGCAUAGAAACCGCCCGUCUCACCGGAAUGGGCGUGGCCUUGUAUCCGGGAAUCGACCCGUUGGCUAUUAUUUUCAUAGUGGCCAACUACCGAAGAGCACUUCUUAAGCCUUUCAGAAAAGUUUUUUUGGUUCAACCGGCAAGUAGUACCGUCAGAGAUAUCUCUUCGACAAGCCGUGCUUUGGCCCAAGUUGCCGGAAAUCAAGUGGCUCCUGCCGUGGUUAUUAAUUGA
Caenorhabditis elegans is the source of this 1077-nucleotide messenger RNA. RefSeq names its product Seven TM Receptor (gene str-77). The coding region runs from base 1 to 1077 and encodes 358 amino acids. Gene Ontology annotation, biological process: detection of chemical stimulus involved in sensory perception of smell. The transcript is spliced from 5 exons. NCBI's taxonomy places the organism in Eukaryota, Metazoa, Nematoda, Chromadorea, Rhabditida, Rhabditidae. The record is from RefSeq and is marked reviewed.